CGCACUUAAGGAGCUCCGACCAGCGGGAGGAGGGAGCAGGGAGGAAGCCGGGCCGCUGCCGACUUCCUCGGACCUGGACCCAGCCCGGCCCCAGCCAGCCCCGACGGCGCCAUGCGGGGCCCGACCGCGGCCCUGUGGCUGCUCGUGGCUCUGCGCACCGUGCUCGGUGGCAUGGAGGUGCGGUGGUGCACUAUCUCGAACCCAGAGCAGCAGAAGUGCAGCGACAUGAGCAAGGCCUUCAGGGAAGCGGGCAUCCAGCCCUCCCUCCUCUGCGUCCAGGGCACCUCAGCCAACCACUGCAUCCAGCUCAUCGCGGCCCAGGAGGCUGACGCCAUCACUCUGGAUGGAGGAGCCAUCUAUGAGGCGGGAAAGGAGCAUGGCCUGAAGCCCGUGGCGGGCGAAGUGUACGAUCAGGAGGUUGGUACCUCCUAUUACGCCGUGGCUGUGGUCAAGAGGAGCUCCCAUGUGACCAUCGACACUCUGAAAGGCGUGAAGUCCUGCCACACAGGCAUCAAUCGGACAGUGGGCUGGAACGUGCCCGUGGGCUACCUGGUGGAGAGUGGCCGCCUUUCAGUGAUGGGCUGCGACGUACUCAAAGCUGUCAGCAACUACUUUGGGGGCAGCUGCGUCCCUGGGGCAGGAGAGACCGGUUACUCUGAGUCCCUGUGUCGCCUCUGCAGGGGAGACAGCUCUGGGGAAGGUGUGUGUGACAAGAGCCCCCUGGAGCGAUACUAUGACUAUAGCGGGGCCUUCCGGUGCCUGGCAGAAGGGGCGGGGGACGUGGCAUUUGUGAAGCACAGCACGGUGCUGGAGAACACUGACGGGAAGACGCUGCCCUCCUGGGGCCAGGCCCUGCUGUCACAGGACUUCAAGCUGCUGUGCCGGGAUGGCAGCUGGGCCGAUGUCACUGAGUGGAGGCAGUGCCACCUGGCCCGGGUGCCUGCUCACGCCGUGGUGGUCCGGGCUGACACAGAUGGGGGCCUCAUCUUCCGGCUGCUCAAUGAAGGCCAGCGUCUGUUCAGCCACGAGGACAGCAGCUUCCAGAUGUUCAGCUCUGAGGCCUACGGCCAGAAGAAUCUGCUGUUCAAGGACUCCACCUCCGAGCUUGUGCCCAUCGCCACGCAGACCUACGAGGCGUGGCUGGGCCACGAGUACCUGCACGCCAUGAAGGGUCUGCUCUGUGACCCCAACCGGCUGCCUCUCUACCUGCGCUGGUGUGUGCUCUCCACUCCCGAGAUCCAGAAAUGUGGAGACAUGGCUGUGGCCUUCAGCCGGCGGCAGCUCAGGCCGGAGAUCCAGUGCGUGUCAGCUGAGUCCCCUCAGCACUGCAUGGAGCAGAUCCAGGCUGGGCACAUCGACGCUGUGACGCUGAGUAGCGAGGACAUUUACACGGCCGGGAAGACAUAUGGCCUGGUUCCUGCAGCCGGGGAGCGCUAUGCCGCGGAAGACAAGAGCAAUUCAUACUUCGUGGUGGCUGUGGUGAAGCGGGACAGCUCCCAUGCCUUCACCUUAGAUGAGCUUCGAGGCAAGCGCUCCUGCCACGCCGGCUUCGGCAGCCCUGCGGGCUGGGACAUCCCCAUGGGCAUCCUCAUUCGGAGAGGCUUCAUCAGGCCCAAGGACUGCGAUGUCCUCACAGCGGUGAGCGAGUUCUUCAAUGCCAGCUGCGUGCCCGUGAACAACCCCAAGAAUUACCCUUCCUCACUGUGUGCACUUUGCGUGGGGGACGAGCAGGGCCUCAACAAAUGUGUGGGCAACAGCCAGGAGCGAUACUACGGCUACAGCGGCGCCUUCAGGUGCCUGGUGGAGAAUGCCGGUGACGUUGCCUUCGUCAGGCACACGACUGUCUUUGACAACACAAAUGGCCACAAUUCCGAGCCCUGGGCUGCUGAGCUCAGAUCAGAGGACUAUGAACUGCUGUGCCCCAAUGGGGCCCGGGCAGAGGUGUCCCAGUUUGUAGCCUGCAACCUGGCACAGAUACCACCCCAUGCUGUCAUGGUCCGGCCAGACACCAACAUCUUCACUGUGUAUGGACUGCUGGACAAGGCCCAGGAUCUGUUCGGAGACGACUACAAUAAGAAUGGGUUCAAAAUGUUCGACUCCUCCAACUAUCAUGGCCAAGACCUGCUUUUCAAGGAUGCCACAGUCCGGGCGGUGCCUGUCGGGGAGAAAACCACCUACCGCGACUGGCUGGGGCUGGACUACGUGGCGGCCCUGGAAGGGAUGCUGUCGCAGCAGUGCUCGGGCGCAGCGGCCUCGGCCUCCGGGGCACCGCUGCUCCCGCCGCUGUGGCCCGUCCUCGCCGCCCGCCUGCUCGCGCGCGCCCUCUGAGGCUCGGUCGCCCCGCCAGAGCCCGCGCCCUCCGAGACCCGCCGCGCCCCAGAACUCCCGGAGCCGC
Molecule: messenger RNA, 2395 nt
Organism: Saimiri boliviensis boliviensis (Bolivian squirrel monkey)
Lineage: Eukaryota; Metazoa; Chordata; Mammalia; Primates; Cebidae
Gene: MELTF
Product: melanotransferrin
Biological process (GO): iron ion transport
Cellular component (GO): early endosome; recycling endosome; plasma membrane
Source: RefSeq, a predicted model, not a curated record